CACUCUACCCUUCCCCCGCCCACCGGCCUGCCCCGGAAACGUAGGCGGCCGACUCGGCCCGCUCCCUUCCCGCCCCGGCUGGCGGCCCGGCUAGAGCAGCGGCGGGCCCCGCGGGAGCCGGCCCAAGCAUGUGGACCGCGGCGCGGCGGCCAUGAAAGCCGGCACCAUGAGGAUCCGCAGCAAAGGCCAUCACCCGGCAGGUGGUAUCCAAAUAAAAAAUGAGAAAAAUAGACCAUCUUUGAAAACUGUGAAAAAUGAUAACAAAUCAGAAAAGUCUAAAUAUAAGCCACUCUGGGGGAAAGUCUUUUAUCUUGAUUUGCCAUCUGUUGUGAUCUCUGAAAGACUGGAAAAGGACCUCAAGGAACUAGGAGGGAGGGUUGAAGAAUUUCUCAGCAAAGAUAUAAGUUACCUAAUUUCAAAUAAAAAGGAAGCAAAAUAUGCUCAAACAUUGAGAUGUAUUUCUCCUGUCCCGAGUCCAGAAUCAACAUAUACAGGAGGAAAUACUUCACCUCAUCCUAGUUGUGAUGGAAGUUCAUUCAAGACUCCAGAUCCAGUAUGUAUGAGCAGAGGAAAAUUAUUAGUUGAAAAAGCUAUCAAGGAACAUGAAUUCAUCCCUUCAAAUAGUAUACUGUCAAAUGCUUUAUCCUGGGGAGUGAAAAUUCUUCAUAUUGAUGAUAUUAAAUACUAUAUUGAACAAAAGAAAAAAGAAUUGUAUCUCAUCAAGAAAUCCAGCACAUCUCUACGAGAAGCAGUGGGGAAACAAUUAGGUGUUCAGAAAACAAAAACAGGAAGGCUCAAAAAGCCAUUUGUAAAGGUGGAAGAUUCAAGCCAUCAUUACAGGCCAUUUUACCUGCAGUUGUCCAACAUUCCUCUUAUAAACUAUUCUGCUCCUAAGCCCUGCAGUCCUUUUGAUUUGGAUAAAACGUCUAGUCUGCAGAAACAAACACAAGCUAAACAAAGGAACAGAACAGGUUGUGGAUCAGAUGAAGGGCGAUGCCCUCCCGUUCAGCCCCGCCUCAAAGAGAACAAGAAGAAGGGCUAUUGUGAAUGCUGCUCCCAGAAAUACGACACUCUCCAGGCUCAUCUUCUCAGUGAACAACACAGAAGCUUUGCACAAAGUACCCAGUAUCAAGUUGUUGAUGAUAUCAUAUCCAAGUUGGUGUAUGACUUUGUAGACUACAAAAGCAAUAUAUCCAGAAGAGUAAAAUGCAGUAUUGGAUCUUUUGCCCCCAUCAUUGGAAAUACUUUUAAAAGGAAUGAACCUGAAAAACAACUGGAAUCGCACAGUAUUUCCCCAAAUGAUCUUUGGGGAAAUACUACCAAACAAGUGAUAAAACAGGAUUCCCAGUAUCAAGAGAGCAGGGAUCCUUCGCAGAAGGUUGCCUUCAGUUCAGAGUCCAUAGAUCCACUUGCAUCAUACAAUUCAACAAGGAAACUCAGAGAACAUUUGGAUUGUAGAAAAUCUUCUAUAAUAAAUCCAGUGAAGGAGGACGUUAAGCUGGAUUUGGUACAACUACCUCUGAAUAAAGAUACGCAGGGCUAUAGGCCUAAAGUUUCUGACCAUAAUGGAACUGUAAAUGAAAAAGACUUAGAAGAACUAAAAACAGAAUACUGCCCGUAUAUCCUAGAGACAUUUAUGCACAUUUCUGAUUUUGAUGAAACAAAUAAAAAUGUGUCUCAACUAAAACGAAAGUCAGAUAGUACACUUUUUCCAGAUAGCUGUCGGAAGAAAAAAGGCACUAGUUCUCCCUGUGGUCAUAGUUCUGGUCUCAGGAUCAUUAGCAAUUCACCAGAAGAACAGCCUAGAAGUCCAGCCAAGACAGUAUCCUACUUUCAUACUGGUGAAGAACCCAAAGAAGUGGUUGUUGAAGGUUCAGACAGCUUUCCUUCAGGGAAGCUGCAGCGAAAAGUAAAAAUAGUAUUAGGAAGAAACAAAAAAAGGAGCCAGAAGAAGAAUGUGGAAUUACAUUUAAAGAACAAAACAGAAUUUCCCACAACAAAAGAAGACAAUGGUAUUUGUAAUUCACCAAUACAGUCUUUAGUUGAAUUAUUUCAAAGCAGUGAAGACAAAACUGAGUUUUUGGGUUUUAGAAGUUAUUCUGAAAACCGUGGUUCAUGUGAUGUGUUAAAAGUUCAGGAGGAAGAAAAUGUUGGGAAUAGCUUGUUGUCCAUGUUUCUCUCUUCCCCUUCUUCAACCUCCACAUUUACUGGGUUUUAGAGGAGUUUUGUUUUUGUUUUUGAUUUGUGUUUUUCACAAAUGGUGAGGAUUGUAUUCCUGAAAAUAUAUGUAUAUAUUUUAUAUAUAUAUAUUACAUAUAUAAAAAUAUAUAUGUAAAAAUUCUUGUUUUAUUAUUUGUCAAUUGUACAUUUAAUUAACCAAAUGUAAAUAUUAAGAAUAAAGAUGAUUAUUAGUAUUUUCUUUAAGAAUUAAAUACUUUUGUAUAAGUAAAUGCAACUGAAGCUAAGAUGUCUUCUACCUCUCUCAUAUUGUGUAUGUAAUUUCUAAAUAAAACUGUUUCUGAAUGAGCAGUUAAAUAUGAACUUGCACUGCAAGGAAGAUGACUUGCACUGGAAAGAUUGAAUAACAAUUCAUAUAAAAAUUUAGUGUCUCAAAUUUGGGUGUUACUAUAAUUAAAUGUUGAAAUAUUAGAUCUGGAACAAUAUGCAUACCACUGACAAUUACAUAUGAUGAUAAAAGCAUGUUUACAAAUUAACAGCGUUCAAAUGAAUGAAUGAGGGCUGCCUUAGGAGCUUUGCUGGCUACCUCUUAGCCAUGUUGUAAGGUAUGUCACAUCAAUUUGUCCUUUGAUUUUCUUGAAGUGAAUAUAUACGACUACAAUAAAGUUCUUUAGUGAA
This is a messenger RNA of Dromiciops gliroides (monito del monte), 2856 nucleotides long. It is a transcript of the gene DBF4, whose product is annotated as DBF4 zinc finger. Gene Ontology annotation, cellular component: Dbf4-dependent protein kinase complex; nucleus. The record is from RefSeq and is a predicted model, not a curated record. Bases 152 to 2218 code for a protein of 688 amino acids. The transcript has 12 exons. Lineage: Eukaryota; Metazoa; Chordata; Mammalia; Microbiotheria; Microbiotheriidae. Gene Ontology annotation, biological process: positive regulation of nuclear cell cycle DNA replication; regulation of cell cycle phase transition. Gene Ontology annotation, molecular function: nucleic acid binding; zinc ion binding; protein serine/threonine kinase activator activity.